AUGGAAACUUGGAAAAAUGUUCACAAGGAGGCGAGGGGAUCCAGGCUUGAGGAGGAUUGGUUGAGGUUUAAGAUCUUGAAGAGAGAAAUCAAACGAGAAAUAUGUCAUGCUGAACUUGCUCAACUGCAUAGGUUGCCCGAUAUCCCUCUGGUAAGCACUAUCUCUCCACUGCCUGAUUCAGAUUUAUUCACAUUUCAAGAAGUUUCCUGACCCAAAGUAUGUGAGAUCGUUAUGGCAAUGCCACCUAGUAAAGCUCCCGGGUAUGACAAGGGGCACUCUCGGUUGUGAAAGAUUGUCUUCCACAUAUUUUACCAAUCUUGACGGACCUGAUUAAUUCCUCAUUUACUAAUUCUGUAUUCCUGCAUGCCUGGAAAAAGGCGGAAGUUAUCCCUCAUCCCAAAGAUGGAGACCAAGAGGUAGCAGAUAAUAACCACCCUAUCUCGCUUCUCCCUGUUCUCUCUAAGGUUGCAGAGAAGAUUGCUCUUGGCCAAUUUAACAACUACCUGACACGAAAUAACAGAUUGGCUCAACAUGAAAGUGGUAAUCGGAAAUUCCACUUGACUGAGACAUUAGGUCUGGCAGUGGUAGACAACAUCUUAAGGGUUUGGAUGAGAAGAAGCCGAUGGCAAUGGUCACGAUAGAUCUUAGCAAAGCCUUUGACAGCAUAAGUCACAACAUCCUGUUGCAAAAACUUUGUGUUUUGGUACAUCAAAGCAAGCGUGUAUGUGGUUUAAGAGCUAUGUAACCAAUCGUCAGCAAUGCACUAGAGUUGGAACCUCAACAUCAGAUCCUCUUGCUGUCACAUACGGCGUUUUGCAAGGGUCUAUUUUAGGACCAAUGCUUUUCAGUCUAUACCUGAAUGACUUACCAACAGUGGUAAAGCACAGCAACGCAGAGUCAUACAUGGACGACACAAAGCUAUAUCUCUCAUUCCCCGAGGGAUAUAAAUAAUUCUAUAGAACAGCUGGUCAUCUAUCGAAAAGCAGCUACUUUUGCAAGAUGCUACCCCGAUGUAUAAGAUUAUAAAUGGCUUCCCUCCUUCGUACCUUAGAAUUAGGCUUCAGAAACGACAAUAGGUGCACAUGUAUAAUACAAGACAUAAAGAUCACUUAGACACACUCACAUGUAGGACAGCCACUGUGCAACAAUCUUUUUUCUACCGCGAUGUGAAUUUCUGGAACUUACUUAGUUCGAAGAGACAUAAUAGCCAAACAUUGCCCAGCUGGCACACGACGUCGAAAUGAAGUCGAGACGUCGAUCGACUAAAUAUUGACGUCGUUUCGACGUCACCUUCACGACGAAUUAUAGACGUCGUAAAAUCAACGUUGUUUCGACGUCGCUCUGAUAACGAGUUAUCGAUGUUGCAAAAACGACGUUGUUUCGACGUCAUUCUGACGUCGUAGUGGCGACGUCGCAUAUAUAUCAUGCGCGCAGUGAUCUCAGUGAUCGAAGUCAAAUUAAUAUACUCUAUAAAUACUAUUGUGUGAAGCCAAGAUCGCAGCAAAAGAGAUGAUCUCUUGUCGCUAUAUAAUAAAGAAUGAACGAGGUUUUCCGAUCGAUAUUUUUCAUUUUUGUACGUACCGAUUAAUGAAGAUUCAUUUUUAGAGGUAAAUACCCUAAUUAAAAAAGCUAAAAACUAAAGGAUAGAUUGAUACAAGUGCAGUCCGAUAUAUCCACACUAAUUGUGUUUAUCAAACCCUCUGGCUCAGAAGUCAGAUGAUGUAAUUAUUAAAUUAUAGGCUAGUGCUUCUGAAAUUUGCUUAUUCAGAACAGCCAAAGUAUUAAAAGCCGGACAUAUAAAUUAUAUAUAGUCGGCUGAGAAAUUGUUAGAUUUUUAAAUGAAAUAUAUUCAGUGAAUUUCCGCGUAUAUAGUGGCCUCAGUCAUAGACGGGCUUGAAUUUCCGCCAUCUUCGACUUCAAACACACAGCAUGCAGGAGUUAUCGUUCCAGUUUUAUACUUAUAGACAGACCACAUUUUUCCCCCUUUCGAUAAUUGCCAAUUGUGAAUUGGCCCGUUAGCCAUUACAACAUUAUUUGUAAUAAUUUGACAACAUUGUAUACAGGCAAACUGACUAUAUAAUAAUUCUGGAUGCAACUCACACUGAUUUUACAGUACGAUUGAAUAUGACAUUAUUGGAUACGCUCGUUGAUAUUUCUCAAAUUUUCACUGGUAGCCUGAAAUUUCAGGCGUUCUAAGGUUCGAUAAAAAUAUACAUUGUUUUACUUAGCAACGAAGCAACGGAAAAUUUUGAAAUGAAGAUUAUAAUUGUGAAUUUUUAAUAGUCAUUGCAUACAUGAUCGAAGGUCAUUUCCAAAAUUAAACGAGAUAAUGGAGAUAUGGCCAUAAUUUAUUACAAGGAUCACACUUUAUAUCCCAACGCUUAUCCUUCUGUCUUCCACGAGGUCCGCCAAAUAUAUUUAUCCAAUCGCAAAGCCAGAUUAGGUGAAUAAAUUUGACUGAUAAUUACCUAUGUCGAAAUAAGAUGCGGAAGCGACUUUGUGACAACGUCACAGAUUCGUUUAACGUCAUCGUGAAACACGGGUGAAACGCUGUUUAUUGUGAAUUGUGAAACGCUGUUUAUUGUGAAUUUGUGAUCAGGGAUUUAUUUGAAGCCGAAUCAACCAACAUCAUCUGCGGGAAAUGGUAUGUUUUAUACGAAUUUUAGUGUUUGUAGAAGUAUAUAUUUCUCCAUUUCCCUCUUCACAACAUUUGUUGAAAUUUGGAAUAUGUUUCGAAUUACAUGAUAUGUUAUAUAUUUUUUACCGCGCUGGUAUAUAGGCUAGGAAAUGCACCUACCAGAAAAAUACAAACAGAUCUUCCCUCGAAAGGUUCUGUUUCAUUUAUAUAUAUAUUUCUGGUAGUUGUAUCUCUUACACGAUGCUGUUGUAAUUUUGUUGUAUAAAUAUAAAAUACGCCGUGGAUAUUCGUCCGACACCGGAACUCAAUGUCUGAUGGCUAUUUAUCCGACAUAUUAAAUAUCAACUAAAAAUGCUGCAGCAGUCUAGCGCAAAUAGAUUUGGCACACACUGGCAGUGCAUGCUGUUGAUAUUCAAAAUUAUGCGAGCGACGGAGUCGAGAAUACUAUUUCCAAAGAAAUAUUAACCAACAUGAAGCUUCAAAGCGAAAAUCUAUCUUAUGAAUGGUUUUGAAAGUUUGUAAAUGAAAAGGCGUAAUUUUUACUUAUGAAACAAAAUGCACCUCGUGUAAACGUUCUGUGGCGCUAGAUAGCCCAAAAAUCAGUGGUAAUAAAUUUCUAUUCAAUAAAAACUAUUUUUUUCUCUGUGUGUCUGCUUGGAUACAGAGCAUAUCAAAACUACUACUCAGUUCCUGACUGCAUUGUUUACAAAUACGUGUGUAUUUAUUCAAAAUAUACAAAAAAUUUUUAUUCAACAGAAAUUUUUUGCCAGUUAUUUUUGGGCUACCAGUAGGAUGUGGCUUGGUUAUAUGCUGCUGUUAGGUUGAGCGACAUCAGAUUUCACUACUUCGUUGUGAAUUUGGCACUUAAAACUAUGAUAGUAUAACAUAUUUAAACAAAAACUUCAAAUAUAAAAGUUGUAAGAGCAGACAAGACUGGAAAACACCAUAAAUUGAUGUCACUCCGAUAUGAAUCCGGUAUCGUGUAACUGGGGCUUGAGUGGCAAAUUUUUUGGCUAGGCCAGUUUGAACGCUGUGCUCGAUAUCAAACACAUGCUUGGUCUGCUUGUCCAUGUUCCAACCGAGCUAUCUGUUCAAGUCGAUUCAAAUCUGUCAUAUUUUGCAACUCAAUCUAUUUGAUAUUUGUAUAUCUUUUGUGAACUAAUGUUGACAGCAGUGCUUAAGGUCUAGAAUUUUAAAUUUAUUUGUGUUAGUGUGAGUGUGUGCACACAGUGCACUAGUCAGUAUGAAAAAUUGUUUGACCAAAAUAUAGACAACUAGGCUGAGGCCUAAAAAAUACCUGUGGUUCCAGUUUCAUAUUGUGAAAAUAUUAGGGUAGGCAGGUCGGAAAUAAUUUUUUGCUGAGUGAUAUUUAGUGCUGACAUCAAUAUUAACUGGAGAUAAUGUCAUAUUUGCUAUGGGUGAAUUUAGGCAUCUUGGUUCAAUAAUAAUUGUGACAACAGAUGCCAUUUUUGCACACCUUAUGACAAGCUUACAACCACCCGGAGAAAAUGGGGUUGCAUGUCAAUACGUCUGAAAAAUGCUAGGGUGGCCAGAAAAAAAUAGGGUUGGUUGGGAAACUGGAACCACAGGUCUUUUUAGGCCUGAGUUGUGAAAUAUCCCACACUCGAACCAACUUGACCUCAGAGCUUAGUUGGUAGAACAUUAAUUGGACUAGCAAACCAUAAACCACUGGAUAAAGCUUCUAUAGAUGUCAAAAGUGAAGCCUAAUUAUAUAUGUGAAAUGUCUUCUGGGGACCACAGUAUGAUACAAAUUACUAUCAGGGGUGUAGAAAUGUAUGGCUUGCAAACAUGACUUAAGGUAAAUUUUGUCAAAUUUGAGAUACCGUAAACCUCCAACUAUAAGCCCCCGCCCCCAAAUAUACUGGUAAGCCACCCCAUGUAUAAGCCAUAGAAAUAAUAGCCCACCACAUGUACUAACGCUCACCUCAUUCUGAAUAUAAGUAGCCUGCGAAAAAAAAAUGGCUUGAGAUUUUACAGUGUAAUAUAUCAAGUUGUACUUUUAGUUAUUACAAAUCAAUCUGCAUGUGUGUCUGUGGACACAGUAAGUUUAAAGUUGUAUAUUACCCGCUAACAUACUAAUUCAGUUGUUUGGAAUUGCUACGUGCUGCAACCCAUAAUAUAUACAUAAUAAUAUAACUUACUGAAAUUUAUGGCUUUGGUGAGACAUAGACAUAUAUGAUAUACCAUGGACAUUAGACAUAAUUUAAUAAUAUGUUUAUACUUCAAAUUUUGCCACAAAAAGUGGAAUUAAACAUGGAUGCAUGUGAUAAUAGUGUAAACAAAGUGACAAGUAAAUUACUGUACAUUUUACUGCUGCAUACUUAUAAAUAUUAAAUGGUCAGUAACAUUGUAAAACAAGCUUAAUACACACAAUAUGCACUGAAUAUUAUCAGAAUAAUUCUCAAUAUGACUGACUUGUUUAUCACUAACACAAUAAAAUAAACACUGGUAAGUUGGCACUGUAGCCCUAACAUGAAGUUUUGCCGCCGCUAUACCUACUACAGUUUUACACAACGAAUAUAAUCAAAUAGAAUUUACAGUUUGGAGUGACACUGUACUUUAUUGUGUGAAUAACUAUAGAACAAUAACUUGGCAUUCAGAAUAUCUAAAGUUGUGAAUUGCAUAGCAAGAAUGUAACAGCGUAUCUACAAUACAUAUUGUAGUAACAGCUGUCCUGAGAGCUUUCAAAUACCAUUUGCCAGUACGGCCAGGGGCACUGUUAAACCCCCUCGAUCAAUUAUGUUAAACCCCCUCGAUCAAUUAUUAGUAGACCCUAUUUACAGAAAAAACUUGUUGAUUAGUAUAAAUUAUAUCAUUUGUAUGCCCCAAGGGGUUUAUCUGGCCUUAAAGCCAACCUCAAGGAAACUGGAAACCAGUUAAGCAAAUUUAUUGCAACUCAACAAUUUGACCCUUCAAUUUUCUUUAAUGCCCCCCUCCUAGUCAUUUAUUUAUACCCAUGGCCCAACCUUAUUUUUGCCAAGAAAAAUAUGUGCACUUCAUAGAACAAUUAUAACAAUUUAUUGCAAUUUAUAACAAAAAAAUGUACAAAAUCAAUUAAAUUAAUACUAACUAUGCUCCUGAGUAUUAAGCAGCCAUCUUGAAUCCAGUGACUUAUAGUAAUGGCGUAAUUUUUAACAAGAAAUAUAUGUCAUUUUGUGCCAGAAAGUGCCCCAGCGACUAAUGAGUUUCGCUCAGUGACCCCCUGAAGUCAUUGUUCAAGUUGCAUAUAUAGUUAGGCUUCACUAUUAGAUCAGUGGUGUCAGCACUCUCUUCUUGAUGAGUAAAAUCGUCUGCCAUUAGACAGAAUAAAAUUAUAAAGUACAGGGUGCAUGCAUUGCCACUUAAAGGGUUAAAUUUUGGCUGGUGAUAUUAAGUUGCAGCAAAAACCAUUAACCAGCCAGUUUAAUUAAUUAAUGAUUUUACAUUGGCAUUUCCUGAGACAAAGUAUAUUUUGCUUUUAUAGCAAAAACUUAGGAAAAAUUACAGAACGUUUACAUCUGAAAUACAUGAACUGGCUUUAGGAAAUAACAGUGGUGAAGAGUCCGUUUGCUUGCAGCAUGAUGAUAGCCCUGUUUAGCACAGUGACUUAUGUGAAUCCCAGAAUUCGAACAGUGAUCAAUCUGAGAUUGUUCACUCUGAUGAACUAGAUUUAGUAGUUGAUUCAUCUGAUUCAAACGAAAGUAAGGUUGAUGAUGAUUCUCCAGACCCACUCCCUUCCACUGACGAAACUUUGAGAAGCAAACUGGCUACGAGGGCUACCAAAAACAGAUGUCAACGAGAUGCCGUGAAUCAGCUGCUUCAAAUAUUAAAUACACAUGGCCAUAGCCUUCCAAAGGAUAGCCGUACACUUUGUAAGACUCCUAGGCACAUACCCACGCAGCUGAAAUGUGGUGGUCAGUACAUUUACUUUGGAAUUGAAGCUGGAGUCGUUCACAUUUUAUCAUCAAACUGUUCUGCGGCAGCUAAAUUAACUGCUGUUGAUUUGAUCUGUAAUGUUGAUGGUCUUCCCCUCUUUAAAUCUACAAAUCAGCAGUUUUCGCCAAUUUUAGGUCAUUUUAACAACUUUGAGGUUUUUGUAAUAGCCUUAUUUUAUGGAAAUACCAAGCCCGAUUCUGUGGAAGAGUACUUAAAAGAUUUCAUUGAAGAAGUAAACAAACAAAAUGAUGCGGGAAUUAACCAUGACGGGACAAACUACAAAUUUAGUGUGAAAUGUUUCUGUUGCGAUGCUCCAGCUCGUUGUUUGCUCAAAUGCGUUAUUGGCCACACUGGCUAUUUUGCCUGUGAACGAUGCACAGUUGAGGGUACAUGGAAUGGGAGGGUUGUUUUUAACCUAGACAAUAACGAUGACCUGCGAACUGAUGAACUUUUCUCUUCCUGUUCCUAUGAAAGGCAUCAGAAGGGGCCCAGUCCUCUCCUGUUGUGCGGUGUUUCGUGCAUUCAGCAAUUCAGCCUAGAUUAUAUGCAUAUGGUUUGUCUUGGUGUCACAAAGCGUAUUCUUCACUACUUGAAGAAAGGACCGCGUAUAUGUAAGUUGUCUUCGCAGCAGUUUGCACAAAUAUCAGAUAAUUUGAAAGCUUUACAAGGAGCAAUGCCCAGUGAGUUUGCCAGACAACCAAGGUCACUUGAUGAAUUAGAAAGUGGAAAGCCACUGAAUUUCAUCAGUUCCUUCUUUACACUGGGCCAAUUGUAUUAAAGAAUGUUGUCUCAAAGGAUCUUUAUCGGCAUUUUCUUUGUCUGUCCGUUGCAAUUUCCAUUCUGUUAGAUUCUGACGACAGUAAGCGAACUUCAUAUAUAGAAUUUGCUCAGGAUCUUCUGCACUACUUUGUAGCAAACGCCAAGAAUGUUUACGGAGAAACUUUCACCAUAUACAAUGUUCAUGGUUUGAAGCACCUGUCCAAUGACGUUAGAUAUUUCAAGUGCUCUUUAAACGAGAUUUCAUAUUUUCCAUUUGAAAACUACAUGCAGCAGCUUAAGAAGUGUGUGAGAAAUGGGCAGAAUCCAAUUAUCCAGGUAGCUAAACGAUUAGGUGAAGUCAGGGAAUCUCGUGCAAAGCAACCAGUUGCAGCAAAUUUUUCCAAAGUGGGAACAGUCUCCGAUAACUUUAAGGACUGUUGCUUUCUACUGGAAGGUAACAGGUAUGCAUUUGUCCGGGAGAAAAGGAGUAAUGGCACAUUGGUAUGCGACGUUCUUUCCAAUCGUCAGGUGGAAAACUUCUACUCCAGCCCUGAAGAGUUGAAAGCCUUCAAUGUAGGUUAUGUUCGGGAUAUUCGCCACAAAGCAAAGCGUCUUCUGAUCGAGGCACCAGCAUUACAUCGCAAAGCAGUUUGCCUGCCCUUUAACACAGGAUAUGUGUUCUUUCCAUUGCAUCAUGAAGUGGAAAGAAGUUUGACUUUAUCCAUGCAUUUAUUACCGUUCUUUUAUUGCAUCUUUCAUUGCAUGUAAGUUAUGGUGUCCUCAUGAUCAAUGGUGCAAAGAGCAUCAGAUAAUAUUGUGAAGUAUUAUCUUAUGAAUGUUGCUUGACACAAAUCUUCGUCUUACUUAACACGAUUUUCGUUUUGUUUUUGUAGGACACCAUGACGUGGACAAGAGCUGUUUGGCAAGAAGAUGAUGUCCAAGAAGAAGGUGUUGUACCACAUGCUUGGAUCGAAGAUAAGACGGUGCGUUGGCCCAAGGGAAUAAACAUACUAAGGGCCUUUUAAUGAAAAGAGGAUACCUCAAGGUAAUUGGUUUAAAUUUCCAUUGGUCAAGAUCAAAGUUACCUCAGGUUUGUGCAUAACACAGUGUAAAGCGUGUACGGGGUAAUAUACAAUUGUUUGUAAACUACUGGAAUCUAUUAGAUAGUUUUUAUUGUCCGUGCCUAUCCAAUAUUAAUACAUGCAUAUGCAAAUAUCUUUAUAUAGGAGACAAAAGUGUAUGUGAAGAGUACAAAUUCACGACAAGUGCUGAAGCAAGCGGUGAUGAAAAUAUUCAACCCACUAAUCAUGCUGUACAACAACGUAGUAGCAGUAAUAAAAACUGUUCCCCAGGUUUGUUUACGUUAUAAAAGUAUAAAUAAACAAAAAUGGUUGAUAGUAUAGUAUAGUAUAUACUUGAACUUCCAUGGCAGCAUACACUGAAUUGCAGACGUUUUACAUUGUGAUUAGAUAGAUAAACCGGACUGACGUGAAGCGGACCGAGGUAGACUUUGAGCUUACAAAUGGCGCUUUAGCAGUCGCUAUUAGUCCAUACCCCAUUAAUGAUCUGCUUCCACACCUUAUGUGUCUAACCCACCCUGUCAAUUGUUUUGUAUGCCAGAUAUAUUCACCAAUUUUCUAGCUCCUCAAUUGAGUGUGCGCACAGUUAUCAUUUCCCGGACUGAUUUUAGAUGCUAAUGACUGUCUUGUCUAUAUAUUGUGCAUUUUACUAAAACCUACACUAUAUCUCGUUUUUUGCUAGGUUUUCCACCACCGCCAAGAUUCCAUCCUUCCCAUACUCUGGAAAAUGCCCGCAAUGCAAUUGACCGUCUGUCCAGAUCAAUUGCCUCACCCAACUCCCCUCCAUUGUCGACUCCAAAGCGAUCACAAAGUUUGUUACCUGAUGACGUGUGUGAAACGCAUUCUCAAAAACGGAGGAGAAGUCAACCUGAUGCACGUCAUAUUCCUUCGCCAGAGUCAUCGCAACGUAUCCAAAAAGACUCAACACAAAAAGAUGAUGCAAGAAGCAAGGAGCUUUCGUUGAGCUUAUUCCCAAUGUCUGAAGCGCGUAAGUUUAUGAUAUUUUAUUAA
Paramuricea clavata is the source of this 9423-nucleotide messenger RNA. Lineage: Eukaryota; Metazoa; Cnidaria; Anthozoa; Malacalcyonacea; Plexauridae. The record is from the annotation of a GenBank genome assembly.